CAAAGGGGUCGAGUCUUAUUAUCCAAUAAUGAAGAACCACUAGCCUGCCGUUUUAGUUCUGAUGAUUCAAAGAUUGCAGUUUCAUUCGUUCAUGUUUUCAGAGUAUAUGAUAUAAAGGCUAAUUUUUGGUGCGACAUGAUUGAAGAAGUCUCUUUUGUCCUUUUUGAAUUUUGUUUUGAAACUGAGAUGUUAAUUUAUUGUGAAGACAAUCUUUUAAAGGUGUGGAAUGGAAAAGCUGAAAGACAGUGCACCAUAAAAUUGUCUAUACCAACAGGACAUCCAUUAGCUCUGUCUAGUUGCAAUGGAAUCACUGCCGUUGCCUCAACUUCAGGUGCAGUUCACAUCUUCGGAAUUAAUUUUAAUCUCAUUAAAAGUCUUGAAAUUUGGAGAUUACUUGGAAGUUUUUAUAAAAACAUUGCUGAAGGAACUCCUCAAGAUUUCUCCAGUCAUUCUUUCCCAGUGUUUGAUGUUCACCUAUUUAGUAUGAAAUUUGAAGAAAAUGAAUCAAAGUAUUUUCCGCCAGUAACGUAUAUGUUAGCUAUAACGAGCACAUGUGCUUUGAUUGUGAACAUCAAUAAUGAAGAUGUUAAGUUCGUCUACAAUUUUACAGUGCAGUGCUCAGUGUGCAGUGAAGUUGUUUGUUUGCAUUGA
This is a messenger RNA of Uloborus diversus, 651 nucleotides long. RefSeq lists its product as uncharacterized. Bases 136 to 651 code for a protein of 171 amino acids. The record is from RefSeq and is a predicted model, not a curated record. The transcript is spliced from 7 exons. Lineage: Eukaryota; Metazoa; Arthropoda; Arachnida; Araneae; Uloboridae. Gene Ontology annotation, molecular function: protein binding.